Prunus armeniaca (apricot) is the source of this 2370-nucleotide messenger RNA. The record is from the annotation of a GenBank genome assembly. Lineage: Eukaryota; Viridiplantae; Streptophyta; Magnoliopsida; Rosales; Rosaceae.
AUGCUUGACAUUUGGUCAUGGAUAUCCGACCUCCCCAAUUCGGCCGAGUGGGCCGAGUCAGACUCACCACAUACUUUUGAACUCGCUAGCUCCGGAGCGAGUUACGACAGCAACCCAACUCGGUCGAUCCAACUCCAUGCAGAGCGCACCACAGGCUCCAACAUCGACACUCUAGUGACUUUCUCAGUAUGCUUGCACGGCUUCAACAACCAGUACCAUCCUAAAAAGACGAUUUGGGUUUCUGACACGUGUUCACUCUCCUCAGACAAACCCUACCUCCCCCUGUUGCUCCAGCUCCUCCGAGAAAUCAUAUCCCGCUCCCCCACCGCUCACGACAGCACCUGCCCUCGCUCCCAGCUCCAGACUCUCAAACCCGACCCAUUUUCCUGGAUCAUGGACUCCCACUCCCCCGAGUCCUUCUCCACCUUCUUCGACCUCGUCUUCGUCACGCGCCUCUUCUGGCUCUGCGCGUGCGACUCGCCGACCGAAGUCGGCUCUCUGUACUUCAAAUCCUUGCUGGCUCCCAACCUCGAAGCCUUACUGUGCAAGCAAGCGCCGGCUCUCCGGACGUUUCUGAUCACCGUCGGCUUGGACGCAGAGCUCUGCUUCAUGCGCACCGUUGGGUACAUGUUAGCAAAGUGGUGCAUUUUAAGAGAGGUGGGUGUAGGCUUGCAGACGCUGACGUCAUCGCCGUCGCAGAACUUGGGGUUCUCUUACGCGACGGAAGCUUGCGGGUUUUGGGUGCUCAAGGCUUACGCGCCGGUGAUGGGGAUGAGAACCACACGCUCCGUCAACUUGAACCAGAAAAAUCAGUUUCCGGCUUUGGAAACUAGAGACUCGGUGCUAAAAUACGCCUUGGCGCACCAGCAGCUGGAGGCGGUUGUUCAGGUGGAAUAUUCGGUGGGGUUUUACGACGGGUUUAUUCAGGUGACUGCACGUGUCGACAACCUGCGCUUCCACGUGGUGAACCUCGGAUUCAACAAAAACGAUGACGUGGACUACGCGGAGGAGAAGUAUUUCCCGUCGAGAGUCCGGGUCUGGGUCGGGCCAGAAGUCGGGGCGAAUUACGUGAAUGGGUUGAGUUUGGGCCGGUCCACUGAUAACGGAGAGAGAGAAGUCAAAACGCAGAGGAUUACGAAGGGCAGUUUCGCAAAAUCAAAGGUUCCGAAAGUGCAAAGCGCGGCGAGGGUGUCGACGAGGAUGAGGAAGAGGAACUGGAGGUGGGACCAGGACGCUGAGGGAAACGCGGCCGUAUUCGAUGCGGUGCUGUGCGACAACAUGACGGGUCAUGAGGUGGCCACGUGGAACCCGGCUAUUGGGGAGCAGAGCGACGGUUUGCGACAGCGAUACACUGGAGCAAAUAGGCCGUUUACUAAAAAGGGGAGUUUGGUGUUGAGUGGGGAUGAGUAUGGGGAUGGGGUUGGGUGGAGACUGAACAGAGAGAUGGAAGGGAGUGUGCUCAAGUGGAGAAUAGGAGGGAAAGUUUGGUUGAGCUAUUGGCCCAAUGAGGUGAACAGUUCAUAUUUUGAGACAAGGUGUGUGGAGUGGUGUGAUGAGGUUGAUUUGCCUUUGAUUAUUGGGCAUGUUCCCCACCAACAACCACUGCCACAGCAACCAUCUCUUCAAGCUUCUCUGCAGCAUCCAAGGAGACGCCACUACCCAUUUGAAGACCCGUACAUGUACCAAAUUUGGGUGCAAUGCUGGCUGUGGAUCAGUCACUAUAGCAGCCAGGCUCUAACUCCCUUUGAGCAUUUUAGAGUUGCUUAUAUUGCUUGUUGUAAAAUUUUCUCAUUUGUUGAGGAAAUCCCUGCAGUUGAGGCUGGGUUUUGUAGUGGAAUGAAUAUGACAAUAGAAUUCUUUCUAAUAGAGGCAUCUGAUUUCCUUCUUCUCGGUGACACUGUCCAGACUGAGAUGCUAGUUGGGAGUCAUACCCCUGAAGAUUCUGAGCUGAAAUGCCUAUGUGGGCUUCCUGCAAAACUGAGAUUAUCUCAAACCCCAAAAAACCCGUUUAGGUUAUUCUAUAAUUGUCCAAAGGGUAUAUCUGCACAAUGUGAAUUCUUUCGUUGGUCGGAUGAGCCAGCUCCAACGGGCGAUAGGGAGACCGAUGAGCAAAAUCUUAUCCGUCAUGAGUGCAUUCGACUACAAGAAAGCUUAAAUGAAAUCCAACAGGAACUGGAUUGUGAGAGGACUGAAUGGGGUAGGGAAAAAUCAGAGCUAACUUCACAACUAUCAACUCUGCAAUCUGAGCUUGAUGCUCUCAAGAAAAGAAUCAAGAUGGCAAAUGAAUCAGAUCUUAUGCCCCCUCUUGACAAGCUAUCCAUAGCAGAUGAUAAGGAUGAUGAUGCCUUAGUACUACAUACUGUAUGCUGA